Hippoglossus stenolepis (Pacific halibut) is the source of this 6152-nucleotide messenger RNA. RefSeq names its product leucine-rich repeats and calponin homology (CH) domain containing 2 (gene lrch2). The coding region runs from base 15 to 2327 and encodes 770 amino acids. Gene Ontology annotation, molecular function: protein binding. The transcript is spliced from 21 exons. Lineage: Eukaryota; Metazoa; Chordata; Actinopteri; Pleuronectiformes; Pleuronectidae. The record is from RefSeq and is a predicted model, not a curated record.
UGGCCAGUGUGCGCAUGGGCGGAGAGACUGCCGCUGUGCGCUGUUAUUAUUGUAAGAGUAAUUUCUUUUUUACGAAAAUGGCGUCUAGUCAGGGAGGUGUGGGAGCUGCCGCGGCUCUGCAGAGCUCCCAGCACUCCGGCGGUCCUAGCUGGAGCCCGGGCACCAGCCAGUCUCAGCAGCACCACCCCCAGCAGCACCAGCAGCAGCAGCAGCAGCACCACACGGCCCGCAGCCUGGACCGGACUCUGGAUGAUGCCGUGUGCUCGGGGAUACUGAACCUGAGCGGCAGGAAGCUGAGGGAGUACCCGGGCAUGAGCUACGAUCUGUCGGAUACAACACAAGCAGAUUUGUCCAAGAAUCGUCUCACAGAAAUCCCUCCAGAAGUGUGUCUGUUCGCCCCCCUGGAGUCGCUCAACCUCUACCACAACUGCAUCAAGUGCAUCCCAGAGGCGAUCAUCAAUCUGCAGAUUCUGACUUAUCUUGACAUCAGUCGAAAUCUCCUGUCCGUUUUGCCGAAAUACCUGUUCAGCCUCCCCCUCAAAGUUCUGCUUGUGAGCAACAACAAGCUCGUGUCCAUCCCAGAGGAGAUCGGCAAGGCCAAAGAGUUGAUGGAAUUGGACGUGAGCUGCAAUGAGAUCCAGGUUCUGCCAGCUCAGGUGGGGAGGCUUCACGCCUUACGAGAACUCAACAUCAGGAAGAACUGUCUUCACAUGCUGCCUGAGGAGCUGGCUGACCUGCCCCUCAUCCGACUUGAUUUCUCCUGCAAUAAGAUCACAGAGAUUCCUCCGGCCUACAGGAAACUCAGGCAGCUGCAGCACAUCAUCCUCGACAACAAUCCUAUGCAGUCUCCACCCGCACAAAUUUGUCUCAAGGGCAAAGUGCACAUAUUCAAGUACCUGAACAUCCAAGCGUGUCGGAUGGAUAAGAAACCAGACACCCUGGACCUCCCCUCCCUCGGCAAGCGUUGCCUUCCACAGCCACUCACAGAUAGCAUAGAAGAUAUUUACCCCAGUAAGAACCACGGGCCUGACUCUGGAAUUGGGAGCGACAACGGUGACAAGAGGCUGUCGACAACAGAGCCUUCCGACGACGACACCGUCAGCCUGCACUCCCAGGUUUCAGAGACAGCCCGUGCCGACGCCCUCUCGCUCCUCUCCAAAAUGGACUCUUGCAAAGAUCAGGAUCUCUAUGACUUUAUAGAUCCCAACCACGACGAGGAUCCUGCUCUUUCAGAGUGUGAAGGGCAGCAGGGUCAUAUGUCGUGUAUAAAGGAACUGGAGAAAGUUCUUCACAUGUCUCAACAAAGCAAAGAUAAAGACAGCUCGAAAGAGGAGUCAGGUUCUGACAAGGAGCAGCUCGUUGAGGAAGAGGACGAUGAGCUGAAGGAGGUGCUGGAUCUGAGGAAGAUCGCUGUUCAGCUUUUGCAGCAGGAGCAGCAGAAUAGACGGCGAUCCUUAAUCUGUAGAGCAGAGAGUCUUAUUCACCGACGGAGAGUGACUGGCCGGGCGCACAGGUUCCUAAGUCACUCUGGAAGUUCCAGCAGCAAACCAAGGGCUCCCCCUCAGACUGCUCGAAGUGCUUCUCUGGAUGAAGGAAGCAGUGGAGCAUCAGUGCUGAGCGGACAGCCCUCGUCUUCCUGCUCCUUCGACGGCAGCCUGAAGACGGACCAGUCAGACUCCGAGCCCAAGUGGCCCGAAGUCCCACCCAUCCUCAAUCAGAAUGAAGAUCGCAGGAGGACCAAGUACCUGAGAAAAGAUUAUCUAAAGUACAAGUGUCAGAGUUCUCGGAAAAACAGCGGGAACGACGACUGUGAUGAGGGUUUGCGCAACGCGGACUUCAGCACCACUUUGACUGUGUUUGGACUAAAACCAAGAUCAGCCUUCACCAGAGGAAAUCGGCAAGAGUACAGCUCCACAGACCCCAGCUUCACUAUGAGGAGGAAGAUGGAGCACUUGAGAGAGGAAAUGGAGCAGAUUGGACUCUUGCGCCAGAACAUCGAGUACAGACUCAAGGUGUUGCUCCCAGAUGAUGUUGGAGCCGCUCUGAUGGAUGGAGUCGUCCUCUGCCAUUUAGCCAAUCAUAUUUGUCCUCGGUCUGUUGCCAGCAUCCAUGUGCCGUCACCCGCAGUGCCAAAGCUAAGCAUGGCUAAAUGCCGUAGGAAUGUGGAGAACUUCUUGGAUGCCUGUAAGAAGCUCGGUGUUACACAGGACAAGCUGUGCCUGCCCCAUCACAUCCUAGAAGAGCGUGGCCUGGUGAAGGUGGGCGUGACCGUCCAGGCUCUGCUGGAUCUGCCCGCACUGAAGCCCUCACAACUGUCGGCCGUUUGACACGAGCCUGAUGCAUCCAACCUGCAGCCAUCCAGCCAACUCCUGCCCCCAGCCCGAACCCACACCCUAUCUCCAGGGACCAGAGAGCCCCACAGGGUGAGGACCCGGUGGAUUUUCUGCCUGACUGAAACAGGAGAUGGGAAAUACCUCUCGUCUCCUCAAAUGAUGUCAGCCGCCGCCCACUUCCUGUCCAUCACAUCUUUAUUUGUCUCCUGCUCUAUAGUUAAUGGGGUCAUCCUGUCUGUGUGUGGACUUGCAAUGUGUGUUUUCUGAGCUGCACAAUUUUGGGCUUUCUGAGAAGGGACAGACAAGACAGGAGGUCUGUAGACAGACCUUUACACCCCUCUCAACACGCUCAGUAUUAUCGAGCCCGUAAGUGCCAGUGCUAACAACGUUUUUCCAUGCAGCUGUUGGACACGUCGGCAGUGAGGAGAUGACGGACAUAUGACUCACUUUUUCACCACGGAGACCUAAGCGUUAGCUAGCUUCGUAACCCCAAACCACUGCCUGACCUCGAGUGGCUCUCACACUCUUGAGUUUCUGCGUAGUACUUGAUUUUAUUCUCGUGAAAAUUCAAUUUGGAAUUUUCCAAGAGUUCUGUUUUAUACAGUUUGCAUCAGGUCCACUACUGCACCUCCUGUUCAGUAGCCAAGCCUGAUUCAUAUUUGCCAAGUAUUGCAUUUUAGCAAUUGCAUCCCCUCUGCUUAUCGAGGGAGAAUGCAAGGCUUGCCCCUUCUGAAGGGAACUACAGUUGGCCCGUUUUGAACACGGGUGUGGUUUUUGACAUAUUUACAGAUCAUGCACAACUCUGCCGAAGUUUUUUUUUCUUAAUACAAACCUGCAUGCACCCGGGGAAGUCACAUUUGACCACUGUGAGAACAUGUUUGACUGUUGCCAAAAGCAUGAAGCUCCUGUUUUGUAGCAUUUUUUGCAGUGUACAUGCAAGGUUUCCAUAUUUGAAAAAUGAUAUCCUAAACUUUUCUAACGGUUUUAUACUUUCAUCCCAGUUAUUGCUUCUCAUUCAGUUCAGAUCAUGGGUUUGCCAUGUUAUAUAUAAAGCAGAUUUUUAUUACUUUUCCUCACCUCAUUUAUAACAUGUUUGAACUGUGUGUGUUUAUGAGUGGAGGGUUCUGAGUGACAGGCCCCUGUGAGGAUCACUCCUGCAAUUCUCCCGCACAUGACAUGGUCUUUUCUCACAGCCCAGCCGCCCUGCUGUUUGUGGUUUCAACUACAGUUCAUUAUUAUUUCAGGGAAAUUAUUUAUGUAUUUAUUCACUUAUUUUAUAUUUAUAUUUUCUUGCUUUGUGUUUCUGAGCCCUGACACAUUUUCUUUCUAGGCUCGAUUCUGCCGCAAGCUUUACAGACAUGUAAAGCUUGCGGCUUUACAGACAUCAAUUUCCAAGUUAUCUAAAACAGCAUUGUACGUUUUGGCUGCAGGGCAACACCUGUCUUCUUGUCAGGUUGUUGGCAUGCGAGUCUAAAAUUUCCCGUGGCACUAUCUGUUUCAGAAUUAACCAUCACAUCUUCCGACAUUUGGCAUCUUUACACAGGACAACACAUUUCCCGCAUGACCAUAGAGGACACUGUCUUUGAACAGAGGCUGAGGAUUUUAUGAGCUGUAUUGAUGUGACAUUAGUUGAAUAUCAAUGAAGUCACAGGCUUUGCUAAUUCAGCUACAGGCAGCAUUAUGACUCAAUGUCUUGUAAAGAUGUAACAAAUUGGUUUUCAUGUCAUUGUGUCAAUUAGCAGUGCAACAUCUAAAAACAUCAAACAUUGUGCCUUAAAGUCAAGAUAUGUUCAUUUUUUUCAUUUGUUUAUUAAAUUCGUCUGUAAUUUCUCUCUUUUCAGCCCAUGAUUUGAGGUUUCUGACUCUAUCUGUGCUUCUUUUUUCACAUACAAGUGAAUAGGAUGUUUCAGAUUUUGUUUAACAGAAGCAGCAGCUCUGAUUGGCUGCUGAACUGGAGGAGUGUCAAGCCCCUUUUCCUCUGGUCCAAAAAAACUACUAACACCCACUAACAUCCGGCUUUUGUCUGCAAUGGGAAUCGAAACAAUCGACAUUCAUUCUCGGGUCCAAUGACUCUGCAGUAGCCAGGAGUUUUAAUCGGCAGUGAUGGACACAGUGAUCACCCUAAUUUGGCAAACAGCGAGGUGAGAGAGCACCUUCGUUUUUUGUGCAUUUGUGACAUCGAACAAGAUCCACAGAGGAAAGAAAACAUAAAGGCAAACUCCUCUACUGACAAAAGGAGUCAAUCUCCUUCUUGAGCAGAUUUACCCACAUUUAUGAAACCCAUGCAUGUGCUGCUAAUUAUCAGGCCUCGAGUGUAAAAUAUGCACAAGUUGGCACUAAGUGACAUGUGGCACCUUUUUUGUUUUCAGUGUGUUCAGUAAAUUACAUUUGUGUUGAGCUGCAUGCUAUCACUCAAAAAACAGUUGCCUCUGGAAACAACAUGGUCCUUUUCUCUGUUUCUGCAGACAGGUCAUCUUCUAUGGUCCUGAACAUACAUACAAGCAGCUCUUUAAAGGAUAGACACAUGCCGAGACAAAUGUCCAUAUUAUAAAUCAUGCGAGCAUUUGAAAAAAGAACUCAACUAGAAUGGCAGAGAACAUACCCCCGCUAACAGUUCCCUUAUGAAACCACAUUUAAAAUAACCACAUCCAGAUAUUUAUUUUGAUAUGCACCAUAGUGCACCCACUUACAGAUAUCAGUCUCCAAAAUCAGGCUGGUCAUCAAUCAUCAAGAUUCGUGAAUUCUUGCAAAAUGCCAAGUCUCACACACACACACACACACUCACACUCACACUCAUCCCUCCGCUUUUGAGGAACUCCUUGCAGCAGUGGUUUCUGAAGUAUGAGGUACUCACGAGUCUGAUCGGUUCAUUGCUAAUCUGCUUUAUGGGGUUGUUUUAGGGUGAUAUAUUCUCUCACAGUACAGCAUUUCAUUGGUGGAGGGAUACCAACAAAAAUAUGGAAUUUGGUGCCAAAAGACUGUAAGAUGCCAAAUAGAUUUUUAAUUCUUCUGACUCUUUUACACAAAACUAGGACUGUUUGUUUUACUCCCCAUGAUCAAUGUUGGAAUCCUAUCACAAAGACAUUUCCUCAGGGCCAGAAUGAACUAGAGCAAUGACAGUAGAGACUGAUGUUUCUCCCCAUACACAUUUUGAAAUGUUUUAAGGCUGUCGUGAAAAAAUAUGAACCGAUCCUUUAACAGGUUUGCUCUGCAAAAAUACUGUGGAAAUCACACAGUAUGCUGGUCAUUGUAACACGUGCGGGUCAUCUGACCAUGGUGUUUUACCUCAUUAACUGCCCAGUCCUGUUCUUGUUCGUAGGUUUUGCAGAAGCAAGUUUGACAAUGUACAGGAUUGCUUUUUCAGUUUGCUUUUUUUUAACGUGCCACUCCCUUUACAGCACACUUAAAACGUUAUGUUGCAUAAAUGUCUGCAAGGUGGAGUCAAACUGACACAUCAGCUUCCACAGAUAGUGGUACAGAUGUAUGUGAUGAAUCCAUUGUACUAACUACGUCACGUCUGUGCCGGCUGACUGAUUUGCGUGCCACAACAGAGUUGCACGUUAUUAUUCGUCUUUUGUAAUCUCAUCCAAAGAUUACAGUGGAACAGUGAGUCAUGUCUGAAUUGGACACUGCCGAGAAAAGCCAAUCUCAAGUACACGACAAGCUUUUUGUAUUUUAAAACAAGUCAAAUGCAUGCAACGAUACUGAAUGACUGAACCUGUACAUAUCAUCUGUAUAAAUAAAUCCCAGGGGUUUUCUUAAGAAAAAAAACAAAACAUACAAACGUGGUCAAUAUGAAAUAAAGUCAAAUUCUUUGCA